AUGGAGCUUGCGAGUGGUGUGGAUUAUAUAAUCCGCGGCUCUCGGAGAGACAUAGAGCGUCUUCUUUGUCUCCCAAAGCCAACAAUAACCCUAACACCAUACAAAAGCAGAUGCUCUGAUUUGGGUUGGAGGGAAGAUGGGCAAGAUGCAGUGACGACGCCAAAGGGAUUGGCAGAAAACCUUGGGGAGAUGAGAAGCAGCCAUGUGCUUGUAGAGGACUGCGAGCUGAUGGAAUACUUUGGAUACCUGGGCGAUCUGAUGUACCUGAAGAGUAGAGGCGUUUCAUUUGUUCUUUUGAAUGUGCAGAGAAUUCCUAAGUUUGUUGAGGACCCCGUUUUUUUGUCUAGUAAUAGGUGUUUUAUAAGGGCAAUUGGUGAUGAAAGAUACGCUGUAAUUUUUGCGCUGUGCAGGAUUUACAGGAGCAUACGUGUUAUAUGCAAGGAUGUGGAGAGGGUGAGAAUGUUUUCCGAGAUUUUCAAGCUGAGCUUAGAUGCUGUGAGCCACGGGUCUGGCAUGGAGGGAGGAGGUGUUGUUGUUGUGAUGGAUAGGUUUGUGGAUGUUGAAUGCGAGAAACUAUUUUAUAUUGGAAGAGAGUGCAAGGGAAUGAAGACGGUGGUGCUGGAUAUGAGUAAGAUUGGAAAAUUCCUGUAUAGGAUCAGGGACGUGUGCAAUAUGCUCUCUCCCGCAGUCGUCAGGGGAAGAAAGGAAUUCAACAUCAAUAGAUUUCAUGAUAUCGAUAAAUAG
Messenger RNA from Encephalitozoon cuniculi GB-M1, 744 nucleotides. RefSeq lists its product as uncharacterized. NCBI's taxonomy places the organism in Eukaryota, Fungi, Microsporidia, Unikaryonidae. The transcript has a single exon. The record is from RefSeq and is marked provisional. The coding region runs from base 1 to 744 and encodes 247 amino acids.